CACCCCUCCGUUGAGCGUUGUUCCUAUUUGCAUACCGUACCGUARCUGGUACCGUACCGUACCAUACCGGCAYCCCACGAGAAAGGCAACCCACCGAAACGRAACGAAACGAAACGCAAUCCCCGGAGUGCCAUUGAUACGUUCCGGUUCAUGGCGGGCACCGGAAGUCUCCACACCGACGAAACCAACAACAGCAGCAGGGACAACACCAGCAGCAACACCAGCARCRACAGCARCAGCAACGACAGCAACAGCUCCAASACCGGCAGCAAAAAGAACAAGAACAGCAGGACUCCGCGGAGCAACGCGGAAGGAUCUCCUACGAGCGAACGGCGAUUCCACAAGCACAAAAACCGUCRCARGCACAAGCACAAGCACARSSACAAGSACAAGGACAAACMRAGUCGCGGGAAGGCAAAACAAMGACCACCCUUCUCUCGCAACCGRAACGACGAACGAGACCGCAUCGCCGCCGCACAGCUCUCCGCGUCCGCCAUGUUCUGCCCGAUCCCGGCCUUUUGUCCCCCCCCCGGGAAGCCCCGCGAGGGUGCGGUUCCCCCAAAAGCACACGGGAGUUCKUUUCAGGAGUACCUCUCGCACGCACACGCCACAAGCCGGGAGGGGGAGUCCAAGGCCAAGGCCCCCGRGGCGGUCGCCGCCACCCCCGCCACGGUGUCCACGGAGGCCUCCCUCGGAAGCGGCUCGUUUUCCGGCUCGGUGGCGCCGCCUUCGAACGAGCCCGAAACAAAAACCACCGCCCCCUCGGGGGCCUCCCUCUCCCCUUUCCGUCCCCGGGCGAUCCGCUUCGAGGAAUCCAUGGCCAGGAUGGAAAAGGCCGCGUGCGACCUCCUGGCCGGGGAGGAAACCGAAACCGACGACGAGGAAACCGAAACCGACGAGGAAAAGGAGGACCUUCCCGGAAGGGCCGCACCGAUUUCUCCCGUGGGCCUGGUCUCGCUGGCCCUAGUUGUGGCCCUGGUGCAUUCGUGCUGCUUGGGGGGGGCUCUGGGAACGGGCCUUUCCUCGUCGCUGUUUUCGUCGUCGUCGCUGCCGCCGCUGCUUUCGUCGCUGGUGCCGGUUCCCCUUUUCGAGCCCGCGCCGUCUGUCGUGGUGGAACCACCGAACGCGAAAGAAACCGUGGCAUCAAACGCAAAGGCCAGGGCGAACGCAAACGCCAAGGCAAAAGCAAAAGCAACGCCAAAGGCAAAGGCAAAGGCAAAACAAGAGCAGCCCGAGGCAAAGACGACAGCCAACACAAAGGCCAAACCCAAGCCCGGCGAUGCGGUGGUUCGUUCGCGGCCUGCCAAUUCCAAGCAUAAUGCCAACGACAACGCCAACGACAACGCCAACGACAUCGCCCACAACUCCACCCUUUCGGUGCUGGACACCACCAAGAAAAUCCUCGCGGACGUGGCCGAGGCCGCGGCUACCGCUACGGCAACCGCCACCGCCACUGCCCACAACUCCACCUCGGCGGCCACCGCUUCCGUGCUCGACACCACCAAGAAAAUCCUCGCGGACGUGGCGGAGGCCACUGCAACCGCCACCGCCACUGCCCACAACUCCACCACGGCGGCCACCGCUUCCGUGCUCGACACCACCAAGAAAAUCCUCGCGGACGUGGCCGAGGCCGCGGCGACGGCGACGGCAGCGACCACCACCGUUUCGCAAGAGCUUYCCCACGGGGGAAAAGGGGCACCCUCGAGGGCCGCGGAGGGGCCGGCCCCUUUGGCCUCGGUGCUGGCCCUCCCCCCGUCCGCGGAGGUCUGGUCCUACCUGGUCGGGUCGCCGGAGGCAAGGGAAAAAGAACCCUUGGUCUUUUUUCCCCUGGCGGCCUCGGCCGGCGUCGUUCUCAAGAAUUUCCUCUCGAAAGCCGUCUUUUCCCUCGAGGCCGCCUCGGAGGCGGCGAAAAAGCACAGAUACUGGCGGGCCGAGCGGAGGGCCGCCUGGAGGAAGAAACUGGACCAGCGGCGAGAGCGGAAGCAAAGGAGCGGACGCCGCCGGGGGGCGGGCCGCUAGGAAGGUGCCCACCACCCGCAAAGCUCCACUGCCAUUCACACCGAGCACCAGGCGAUGGCAAGGCAGUGCAGCGCAUCGCGUCGCAGCGCAUCGCAUCGCCACAACCGAAACACCAGARAACCCGCAAUGGCUUGGUCACACACCCUUUGUUGAAAGGCACACGCACGGUCGUGGUUUUGCAACACCGGACGGGAAGGCAAAACGCCCCCGAAGGCACGCCACAGGCUGCCACGCCACGCCACACCACACCACGCCACGCGACACAUGCAUCGCACCCCGGGCACCGCACCGCAUUUCACACCCAGCCCCAAGCACCGUUGCUCCGAAAUCCGCCUGCGCGGUCGUUCCAUUCCAUUCCAUGCGCGAUUUCCACUUGUGCAUUCCAUCCAUUCCUUCCAUCCAUGCAUUGCGCAGGGACGUUGAGUCACACAAUCGUGCRAAACAAACCAAGCAACCAAAAGAAACAAUGCCACACUCACUCGUCACGGGAACACAUUUUGCGAAUACUAGAACUAAUACCAAUACUAAAACGAUCAACACUUU
Molecule: messenger RNA, 2562 nt
Organism: Pseudo-nitzschia multistriata
Lineage: Eukaryota; Bacillariophyta; Bacillariophyceae; Bacillariales; Bacillariaceae
Source: the annotation of a GenBank genome assembly